AUGAAAUCAGCCAAUCGCAUCAUUCGUCACGUGAUUAAACACAAAGAACUGAUUCCCUCCUGGGAGGCGUGGAAGGAAUACCAUGGGUGGACAUACACAGAACCAGAAGAACCAUUCAGAAGGGACAUCUGGGAACAAAAUUUAAAAUACAUCAGAAAACAUAAUUUAGAGCAAAGUCUUGGAAAGCAUACAUACACGUUACAGAUGAACAAAUACGGUGCUAUGGGUAAGUGUAGAUCUUGUUGGUCAUUCAGUGCUACUGGGGCUUUGGAAGGUCAGAUAUUCAAGAAAACUGGUAAACUACCAGAUCUGAGUGAACAGAAUUUGGUAGACUGUUCCACAACACAGGGUAAUGCUGGAUGCAAUGGUGGUUCAAUGGAUCAAGCAUUUGAAUAUGUAAAAGUCAAUAAUGGUAUAGACAGUGAAGAAUCUUAUCCAUAUGAAGGCGUG
Messenger RNA from Saccoglossus kowalevskii, 450 nucleotides. RefSeq names its product cathepsin L1-like. Lineage: Eukaryota; Metazoa; Hemichordata; Enteropneusta; Harrimaniidae. The record is from RefSeq and is a predicted model, not a curated record.